Messenger RNA from Exophiala viscosa, 966 nucleotides. RefSeq names its product GPI biosynthesis protein family Pig-F-domain-containing protein. Gene Ontology annotation, biological process: GPI anchor biosynthetic process. Gene Ontology annotation, cellular component: endoplasmic reticulum membrane. The coding region runs from base 1 to 966 and encodes 321 amino acids. NCBI's taxonomy places the organism in Eukaryota, Fungi, Ascomycota, Eurotiomycetes, Chaetothyriales, Herpotrichiellaceae. The record is from RefSeq and is a predicted model, not a curated record. The transcript has 2 exons.
AUGUCCUCUCUCACCCAAACCCUCCCACCCCCACAACCUCAACCGCAGGCGAUGUCUUCCUCGCGUCUGCUUACGCCGACCACGCUUCCUAUACCAUUACUGUCCUCCCAGCUAGCGAAGAGGUACAGCUAUGCGCAAACCGUGCUCGUCCCGGUCUACUACUAUCUCCGUGCCUCGGCGCUGGUCGCCGACCCUAUUCCGACUAUGCUCACAGACCUUCUGGUCAUUGGACUCGCACAAGCCGUUUUCUGCGCAGUAUGUCUGCCCAGCGCGGGGUAUUGGGUCAGCGGGACUACGGGGGGCAAGAUCGUGGAGGGGACUGCCACUGCUACGAAACCUUCGAAGAGUGGAAAUAGAUCUGUCAGCGGUGCUGCAGGCGCAGGCGGUGGUCUGAGGAAGAAAGCCGGGUCUAGCAAAACCGAUGCUGCGAGUGGGAGCUUCAAUUCACGGGUCAUGCCGACAUUCUUCUCCCUCGUCCUUACGCUCUUCCUACCUCCCAUACCAUUGGCAGUCAUGGCCCUCGUCCUCGGCGCGCCUUUGUAUCCGACCUCCUCCCUGCCCACGACGCUUGUCCUGGCUGUGCAUGUCUCACUUCUCGGGUUUCUGCCAAUUUUCUAUACGCACGGGGUGUCAAGUCCAGCCUGGCGCGACGUGGCUGCUGCGUGGCUGCCGUUUGACGAGGCGGGUGUGUGGGCAGGGACUGUAGGUGGGAUGGUCGGCGGGUGGAUCGGUGCGGUGCCCAUGGCUCUUGACUGGGACCGGGAGUGGCAGAAGUGGCCUUGUACGGUGCUUUGGGGGGUUGUGGCGGGGUGGGCGGUUGGAAGGGUUCUUACGAGUGUCCUGAGGUUGGGCAUCGGGAGGAGGAUUAAUUUGAGUGAACACGAGGAGCGAGAUGAGGUUAUUCCUGCGGGUGGUGUUGCGGCUGCUACGACAGGCAAGAUGGUGACUGAUGGCAAGAUUGAUUGA